Messenger RNA from Penicillium digitatum Pd1, 1410 nucleotides. Its product is annotated as pheromone receptor. Lineage: Eukaryota; Fungi; Ascomycota; Eurotiomycetes; Eurotiales; Aspergillaceae. Gene Ontology annotation, molecular function: mating-type factor pheromone receptor activity. The record is from RefSeq and is a predicted model, not a curated record. Gene Ontology annotation, biological process: G protein-coupled receptor signaling pathway. Gene Ontology annotation, cellular component: plasma membrane.
AUGGAUAUUCACCAAAGACACCCACAGGCCGUGGUUUUGCCAAUUCUGUCCUCUGUCUCCAUUGCUCUGGCUAUUCCGCCGCUAAUUCUGCAUGGAAAGAAUCGAAACUUCCCUGCUAGCAGUUUGAUAUGUUGGUCAAUCCUCCUCAACUUGUUCAACAUCAUCAAUUCUCUCAUAUGGCCCACGGACGACGUGGCGUCGUGGUGGGAUGGGGCUGGUCUCUGCGAUAUCGAGGUCAAAUUCAUGGCUGCCGGAUACCUGGGCGUUCCAGGAAGCCUGGCAUGCAUCUUUCGAAGUCUUGCAAUUGUACUAGACACAGAUCGGGCUACAUUAGUCCCGAGCAAGGGUCAACGCUGGCGCAAUCGGUUCAUGGAGAUUCUGUUCUGCAUCGCUGUUCCAGUCAUCGCAAUGAUCACACAAAUCAUCUGGCAGAAGAGUCGAUACUUUUUAUUCUCCAUCUCGGGAUGUGUGAACAACUUCGACGAGAGCUGGGUCAGUCUCGUCUUUGCAUGGAUCUGGCCGCCGAUAAUCUGCCUCAUUGCAGCAUACUACUGCUGCCUGGUGCUCAUGCGCGUACACAAGUACCGAAGCGACUUUGCAAACAUCAUCCACGCCUCCAGCAGCAAUCUCAGCAAAAAUCGCUUCCUCCGCCUCUUCUUUCUGGCCCUGUCAAUGCUCGUCUGCAUCCUCCCACUACAAGGCUACGUCGUCUAUAACGACAUAGCCCUCUCUCUCCCCUGGCAUAGUUACUCCUGGAGCAGAAUCCACAACGGGAAAUGGAAUACCAUCGAAAAGAUCCCUAUCAACGGCACCGUCUUUUUCGACCGCUGGACCCCCGUCGCAUCAGGCUUCAUGAUCUUUAUCUUCUUCGGCUUCGGCCGCGACGCAACCCGCAUGUACCGCACAGUCUUCUGGUAUCUCGGACUGGGUUACUGCUUCCCGAGCAUACAGCCCCCAACAGAUACAUACCGCACCGCACCUUCCCCCGCACAAGCCUCAACAGCAACCACCCUCGUCGGCAGCAUCGGCUCCCGCGCCAAAUCGCUGUUCUCGAGCCAAAAGAAAUCAAUCGCCACUUUCGUCUCGACGCAUGGCAUAUACAACGAUCUUGAGAAAGGUACCUCGUUGCAUCUGUCCCGUCAUAGCGACGGAAGGCUGACCAAGAAGUCGCGAUGGAGUCGCUUGCCCUGGUCACUCUUUGACAGACGUCAGACUCAUCAGUGCACCGAUGGGACUCUGCUGGAUAAUCUCCCAGGCGGUGCCUUGCAGACUAUCUCCACUAGUGCUUGGGCUAGUCACCGCGAUAGUCGGGACUUGUCUACUGGGUCUACUUCGCCGGAGCUGAAUAAGGAUAUCAUUCAUGUGCGGCAGGUUAUUAGCCAGCAAAGUGAGGUUAGGGUUCAGGUUUAG